Penicillium salamii is the source of this 1530-nucleotide messenger RNA. The record is from the annotation of a GenBank genome assembly. NCBI's taxonomy places the organism in Eukaryota, Fungi, Ascomycota, Eurotiomycetes, Eurotiales, Aspergillaceae.
AUGGACCCUUCCGUCGCACAUCGGCCAUGGGAAACUGUUUCGGGGCCCCAGACCCCAAGCUCGUCACAGACGCUGCCAUCGAUCUCGACCUUGACCGCAAACAUGCCUGGCACAGGAACAACGGCCGAAAAAUCCCCUGGCAAUGCAUCACUGAACACCAUUGAGCGGGACUCCGGGAAUUGGUCAAUGCCGCAAAGCACAAGUAGGAGACCUUCGCCAAAGGAUUGGGAGCGGCGCGGUGCUGACCAUGUAGGAUCUUCUACCUACUCUACGACCACCAAUGGCGCCGGCAACAACUAUCCCUCCUUGCACUUCAUAGCCGCGUCGCAACCAUCCCCAAAUCGCGGACACCCCGCGGUCGACCGCUCCCAUUUCUCUUACGACCAAUCGAAUACCCCCUCUUCUGCUGGAACACAGCACCCCUCUCCAAAUUUUAACACUCAAACGAACUCCGCCCUACCCUCCAUCAACCAAAAUUAUGAAGCGCCUUCUCAGAGGACCAGCGUGGCCGAGACCGAGUCACGGCGCAGUAGCGUCGACAGCCGCGUCAACCAAGGGAUUAGCUCCCUUGCGAUAAACCCUGCCUCUCCAUACCACAGUACCAAUGCAUCUCAAUCCUCUAUCGUCUCCAGUCUCCAACGAGAGAGGGGGAUCCCCACCGAUAUGAACUCAUACCGGGGGCCUCGAUACUCUGGUGGUAGCCAGCCGCUGUCUCCAUUGGGACCCCGUCCCACGGAUAGUCAGCGGGCCAGCUUUGCCGCCGGUCGCACUGCGCCGGCCAUCUCUUCGAACCCUCGAUCGGAGAUCUACAACGCUGAGGCGCCCACCGCGGGUAUGGCAUAUGCCUUCCCUGACCCGGACAUGGCGCGCUCCAGCUCUGUCUCAUCGAAAGGAGAAUCAAAUCCCCCAUUCUCCCGUAAAGGCAGCAUGGCCGAGUCCAUGAACAGCAUGUACUCCGAACGGAUGCCACGAGGACAACAUGACCUACCCCAAAAUGUACACCACCAUUCCCUACAACACAAAGCAGUGCGCGACUUGAUUGGCGAGGAAGAGGGCCCUCCGGGCAGUACGCCAUACAGCCGCACCCCCGAACUCCGUGUAACACAUAAAUUGGCCGAGCGCAAACGUCGCAGUGAAAUGAAAGACUGCUUCGAAGCGCUACGCCUGCGCCUGCCAGCGGGCCAGACCAACAAAUCCAGCAAGUGGGAAACACUUACGCGGGCAAUUGAUUACAUUACCAUGCUGGAAAAGACGGUCGCCCAAUCGCGACGCGAUCACUCCCUCAUGCAAUCCGAACUGGAGGAGAUGCGCGCCCAACUAAGCCAGCAAAACGGCGCUUCCCGCACACCGUCUAUCUACGAGCAUCACCAGAUGAAUCCUAACCAGGUCAAUGGACAGCCUACAGGCCCUGUAUUUGCCAACUUUGGCAACGGCCAAGUCGCGCCAGAACAGCCGCGCACAUUACCGCCACUCAUGAAUGGCUCGGUGGCGCCUAUGCAAGGUAUCCAAUAUACGGAUGAGCGCCGGUAG